Staurois parvus is the source of this 331-nucleotide messenger RNA. Lineage: Eukaryota; Metazoa; Chordata; Amphibia; Anura; Ranidae. The record is from the annotation of a GenBank genome assembly.
CACUGACGGGCACUGAUAGGCAGCACUGACGGGCACUGAUAGGCAGCACUGACGGGCACUGACGGGCUGAUAGGCAGCACUGACAGGCACUGAUAGGCUGCACUGACUGGCACUGAUAAGUGGCACUGAUAGGUGACACUGAAAGGCAGCUCAGAUGGGCACUGAAAAAUGUGGCAUUGAUGUGGCACUGAUGGACACUGACAGGUGGCACAGCUGGGGCUACACUGAUCAUCAGGGCACACUGAUCAUCACUGUCAGCGUGACAGCUCGUGAGGAGAGAAAUGCCGAUAACCGGCAUUUCCCUAUUUACAUGUGAUCAGCUGUGAUUGGA